UAAUAGUUGUGAAAAUAAUUAUUUGAACAAUAGUUUGCAACGCAGAAGCCACCUAGCUCGAUAGCAUUUACCUGAAGUAUAUUUUCCUGCUCUGGGCCAACAUCCUUGAGUGCUUGGGCUCGGUUUCCCUGAUUCGAUUAAGUCAACUUCCCGCACUUCCAGCUGGAGAGCAGGGCAAACCCAAUCAAAAUCAAAUCAAACGGUCGGUUGGGGCACUGGAGCAGCGAUAGGGAGCUGAUAAGGCAGGCCCUUGUGAGUGCCCCACAUAUAAGAGAGAUGCCUCCAUCGACGGGCUAUUUGUAUUUCAGAACGAGAGCAACCAUGCCUGGAGCACCUUGGGUAUCCGUGGCUUUCGUGGCCUGUUUAAUUGUUGCAUCCGUAAACGCCAAUGGCUUCAGCACCCAGUACAAGGGUCAUACGCAGCACCCAACAAUUCCGGAGCACUGCCUCUACGAGGAGCUGGAUCUAGCUGUUCCACUCCAUGGCUACCUUCUGCCCACCGGACACCAGGACUACUGCAUCCGACUGGAGUGCACCGACGACUACCUGCUCCUGAUCCGACACUGCGACAAGGCGCCAUAUCCUCGACCCGGCUGCCAGUACUCCGCCAGCGACUACGACCUUGAGCAUCCCGCCUGCUGCCCCCAACUCGAGUGUUCCGGCGGAUUCUAGAUAUAAGACUACAGCAGGCUUCAAAAUAAUAGAUUAGUUAGGGCGGAAUAGGUGUCAUAUAAGUAUACACAUUUUAAAAUAUAAAUAUAAAUAAAUCCCCUUUCAAGAAAUAGCACUAAUGGUAAUAUCACCUAUUUAGAGAUCUUAAAAAAAUAUAUGUGUACCUUACUUUGGUGAAA
Molecule: messenger RNA, 851 nt
Organism: Drosophila suzukii
Lineage: Eukaryota; Metazoa; Arthropoda; Insecta; Diptera; Drosophilidae
Source: RefSeq, a predicted model, not a curated record